Molecule: messenger RNA, 741 nt
Organism: Spodoptera exigua (beet armyworm)
Lineage: Eukaryota; Metazoa; Arthropoda; Insecta; Lepidoptera; Noctuidae
Source: the annotation of a GenBank genome assembly
AUGCUUUCAAAGAAGGAGGUGGACCGCGUGAGGGAACUAUCCUCCUCACGCCCAAGCUGUCGCAAUAGGCGACACUCCGGGCGCCGUGGAUCGAGCGACGAUCUCUGGCUACCUAUACCCAACUUAAUCCCUCUGAACGCGUUUAAAACCGCUCUCAGACCCAUAAUUCUGGUUGUUGAAAAAAGGCUUAAAGCUGAUAAAUUGUUUCAGACUGCCCUGUCGCGACGGAAGGAGUCGGCGGCUCCAUUGACGGGGGAAAGAGAAAGUACAAUAUUCCGACAUGGCUUCGGAUAUCCUCUCGCUCUGGUGUUAAGACUGCGAGUUUUACAGAUAGUAUGUGGCAUAUCAGCUAUGGUGAUGGGCAGUGUGGCCUUCAUAGAAGAAAGACAGAAGUUCAAUAUGGGGCUGGGGAUCCCUGCUGGGGGAAUCAGCAUUUUGGCAGCAGCGGUAUCAAUUCACACGUCACGUGGUUGGAGCGCGAUGUCAGGCGUAGCGGGUGCGGGGGCGGGCGCGGCGGGCGUGCUAUGGGCGGCCGCAGCCUGCCUGCUUAUAGCCCUCGUCGUGCAGUGCUGCAGAACUAUUUUAGAUCCACCUGGAAUUGAUCAUGGAGACGGCCCCAACGAAGAAGACACUAUACCAUCUUCACGCGAUUUAGUAGUAAUCGCUUGCGUGCAAAUCGCUCUCGCUGCCGCUACGCUACUGAGCGCGGCGAUCUGCGCGCGCAUCGAUUGCGGAACAUGA